Cylindrotheca closterium is the source of this 1452-nucleotide messenger RNA. The record is from the annotation of a GenBank genome assembly. Lineage: Eukaryota; Bacillariophyta; Bacillariophyceae; Bacillariales; Bacillariaceae.
AUGACCACUCCAUCCGAAAGUAACAACAAUAACAACAACAACAACAAGCGUCCUCGCACUCAAUUGUCAUCUGAUGCUAAUGAUGCUGCAUCCAAACAUCCUCACAUGGCGGGUGCCAAAGCUGCCAUUGAAGAAGGAAUCGGUGAACACGGCCGCAAAUACGGAGGAGGUGUUCGUCAACUGACCGAAGUGGAAGAGCAAGUGAUCAGCCACGAAAAGGAGGCUGAAAAGAUUGUCGAUUCCUUGCCAGCCGACGAUGACAAGGUUCCGGAAAUGAAUUUGUACAUGCCACAAUCUUUGAAAAAUGUCAUUUUCUGUGGACACUUGGUCACGGAUUUGGAUUCCAUUGCCGGUGCCAUUGGCGCUGCGGCAUUGUAUGGUGGAGUUCCGGCAUCUGCUUCCAAAAUCAAUAGUGAAACCAAGUUUGCGUUGGACUAUUGGGGUGUACCCACUCCCACACCCAUUGAGGAAUUACUCAAAGAACGUCCCGAUGCGGGUGUUUGCUUGGUGGAUCACCAACAAACCUCUCAAAUGAAUCCUGCCAUUCAAGCCGACAACAUUGUCGGUGUCAUUGAUCAUCACGCACUCCAAUCCAAAACCAUUGUCACGGAAAAACCCAUUUACAUUGACAUUCGUCCAUGGGGCAGUAUGUCCACCAUUGUCGCCCACACUUAUCUCACGCACUCGCGUCGACCACCCAAGCACAUUGCCGGCAUGUUGCUCUGUGCCAUUUUGUCCGAUACACUGAAUUUGCAAGGACCAACCACUACGGAAUGGGAUCGAUUGGUGGUGGCCGUCUUGGCCGACAUUGCCGGAGUUGAUGAUAUUGACAAGCUCGCAUCGAAGCAAUUCAAGGCCAAGUCCAAGGAACUUGCGAAUAUGUCUGCCGUCAAUCUCGUCAAUGGUGACCGAAAGACCUUUACCUUUGAAGCGUCUGGUUUCUCUGGGGAAAUUGGAUUUGCCGUCGUCGAAACGACUGACGACGAUGCCAUUCUGUCGCGAGUCGACGAAUUGCUUCCCGAAUUGGUGGCCUGCAAAAAGGAAAAGGGUCUGGAGUGCAUCUUUUUGGCCGUGGUCAACAUUGUCAAGCUGCAUUCCCAAUUGUUGCUCUGUGGACCCACCGAACGGGCCUUGGCCGAAGCUACCUUUGGUGGAAAGUAUCUGAAUGACGAUCAAAGUCUCAUGGACCUCGGAGGUCGUGUCUCGAGAAAGAAGGAUUACAUCCCAUACAUGACCAAGACCAUCAAUGGUGGAUGGAAACGACCCAUGGGACGAGGUCCAAGUACCGUGGACGUGUCCCAAUUGGGAACACUGGCUGUCGAUCCCAACGAUCCUCAUGGCAAGGUUACUCGACAAGGAUCCACGUUGGGAAAGAAGUUGGAUCGACUUCGAGAAGAAGAUGAAGAAAAGAAGAUGGAGAUGGAUGACGAUGAUGACUUGCUGACUAUCUAA